Molecule: messenger RNA, 486 nt
Organism: Necator americanus (New World hookworm)
Lineage: Eukaryota; Metazoa; Nematoda; Chromadorea; Rhabditida; Ancylostomatidae
Exons: 1
Coding region: 1-486 (161 amino acids)
Source: RefSeq, a predicted model, not a curated record
AUGGAACUUACACAACAAUCCGAUGUGCUUGGAAAACGGUUCUGUCCCACGGAACAAGUAUCGGACAACUGUAGUCGUCUAAUAGAUCUUUGCAACCAGACGAACCCCAUCAUUGCAUCUACGCUUAGGAGGAAUCAACGGCGCCAUCAGCUUACGUGGCAGAAGUCAACCCCGUUAACGCCAGAAGAGCAGCGCAAGUGCAAGAUGUCGGCUCUUAAGUUUCAGUUUGAUCACGAUCUGACAACGAACAUCCCUUUGUCAAACAUUCGAGAAUAUAGAGGUCUGCUGAAACGUCGCAUUCGAUUCCGACCACCGGCCAGUUCUCCUCAGCUUGGUGAUGGACUUCCAGGACUCGAACUUCCAGGAAGGAAGUCUUGGAGUUCAAUAUCAACCAAAGCUCGACUUGAGAGACGACUCGACUCGUACCUGAAAGACGGCGAAUGCAGAAAAAAGUUCUCACAACAAGUGUCGAUCAAUAUUGGAUAA